Molecule: messenger RNA, 981 nt
Organism: Hydra vulgaris (swiftwater hydra)
Lineage: Eukaryota; Metazoa; Cnidaria; Hydrozoa; Anthoathecata; Hydridae
Source: RefSeq, a predicted model, not a curated record
AUGUCAAAUAUUGAAGGAACUGAGAUUGUCCCUGAAGACUUAAAUUCAUUUUAUUCCACAACUUUUAAUUUGUUUAGUUCAAAUGUUAAAAGCUAUGUUGUUGGAGUAAACCUUGCUAGCAGUAGCACUAUAUUAGACUUCGAAGAAAGUAUAACAACAAAUACACCAAACGAUAUUGUUCAACUAAAAAAGAAAAAAAAAAGGAAAUGGGGGGAAGAAGAUAAACUAAGAGAAGAAGUGGCUUCCUUACAAGUUAAAACAAUUGAACUUGAAAAAAAAAUCGAAGUCAAAAACCAAGAGCAUUGCAUUGAAUAUGCAAUGCUCUUGGUUUUUGCUAUGAACUAUUUAAAGUUCUAUCUAAUAUAUUAUGACUCAAACACAACAGCGGAUAAAGAAACUGAAUCAGAAGUAAAAAAGAGAGGACGAAAAAGAACCUUAACACCUGAGAAAGAGUUUUUUAUGGUCCUAAUUCGUUUGAAAUGUGCAUUUCCUAUUGAAGAUCUAGGGGUUAGUUUUAAGUUAUCGACUAGUCAUGUUAGCCGAAUAUUAAUAACGUGGAUUGAUUUUUUGCAUUCACAACUAAGAGCAUUGCCUAUAUGGGCAUCUAGAAAAACUGUAGAUGAUACCAUGCCUAAAAUGCCUACGUCUUAUAGAAAUCAAUCAGCUCUGUUUUCGUCAUAUAAACACUACAACACCGCAAAAGGAUUAGUUGGAAUUUCACCAGCAGGUGCUGUUACAUUUGUGUCAGAUUUGUAUACUGGUAGGUCUACUGAUUACAAAAUUACAAAACAUUCUAACUUAAUGUCCCUUGUAGAACCAGGUGACUCUAUUAUGGCUGAUCGUGGUUUUGAAAUCGAUGACUUCUUGCCUGAAAAUGUUUCCCUUAACAUACCCCCCUUUCUUAAUGGAAAACCUCAACUAUCACACCCAGAAGAAGUUGAAACUAGAAGGAUUGCUUUUCUUAAAAUUAAUUUCAAGUGA